AUGUCAAUCACCUCAUCAAGUGUGUGCCAAAGCCUUAAGUCCUGUUUGGAUCCCCUGUUAUUCGAGCCUUGCGACUCACUCAACGAGCUAAUCCCACCCAAACACGCCCUACAAAACCCGGAAAAAACGGAGCAAGUUUACGUCCACCCACUUGUCAAACGCUCGUUUUUCCCACUCAGCACAAAAUCGCUCGAGAUGUGCACCGAAAGCUUGGGCAACGAGACGGGGACCAAUAUCAUUUUGGAUUUCGACGAGUUUUCCCUCCAUGCAUUGGACAAGCCGGCCAAAAUCCGAGAGUCUCCCAAGAAAACGAACAAAGUCAACGAUUUCCCACCCCCGUUGACUUCCAUUAGCGGCGAUGAAGGGGUUCAAGUGUACGCCCACCGAGAGGGGGGCCGACUUGUCAUUAGGGCCUUCAAUUUCUCGUCCCAUAGGAACUUUUUUCAAGUCGAGCGCGAAAACGGUAGGCUUAGGCUUUCUUUGGUUAGGGUUCGUGAAACAGUUGGGAAUGAUGAUGAUGAAGGGCAAGAAGUUGAAGAGGAAAAUGCCAGUGGGGUUGAAAAGGACUGUUGCGAAGGUGAAAGUGGUGACGAGAGCGAAUUUACUGGCCGUUAUUGGGGUGAGAAUGGCUCGAGUGAUCAAGAUGGAGGGAAAACCGGGUGCAAGAUCGACGGUGGAGAUUGGUCAAAAAAUGGCUUGAGGGAUCAAGAUGGAGGGAGAAUCGGGUGCAAGAUCAAUGGUGGAGAUUGGUCGGAAAAUGGCCCGAGGGAUCAAGAUGGAGGGAAAAUCGGGUGCAAGAUCAACGGUGGAGAUUGGUCGGUCAGUAGGUGCAAUGGGGAGAGGAGCGACCGAGCAAAGAGGCUACCGAGCUUGCCGUAUUGCAUGGCGAUUUCUUGA
Messenger RNA from Striga asiatica, 897 nucleotides. Lineage: Eukaryota; Viridiplantae; Streptophyta; Magnoliopsida; Lamiales; Orobanchaceae. The record is from the annotation of a GenBank genome assembly.